AUUGUAUACAGAAUAGCAGACGAAAUGACGAAGUGAGCAACAGUUGUUGAAGUCGAACAGCUGCCAUAAUAACAAAUCGAAAACAACGAUAAAUGGCGCAGUAGAAUUUAAAAGCUUUCAAAAAACCUAGCGUAAUAAAUUGAACUCUUAAACAAGUACUGCGCCUCACACUGAAAUGGCUCAAGACGAUCUCAACUGGAAAACAUUUUUUGAAGAGAAUUCAAAACCCAAUCAUUUUGAUGAAAAUGUUAAAUUGAUUUCCGAAGUUUGUCAACAAGCAGCCAUAAAAAAAUUGCGUGUUGCAUUGAUAACGUCUGGUGGAACCACAGUUCCUCUGGAGAAAAAUACAGUCCGUUUCAUUGACAAUUUUAGUGCUGGAACAAGAGGAUCUGCUUCUGCUGAAUAUUUUCUUGAAGCAGGAUACCAAGUUAUUUUCUUACAUAGAUCUAAAUCUCUUGAACCAUAUUCUCGGCAUUUGGUAGGAAGAAGCAUCUUUGAUAUGAUUGAAAUUUGUCCUGAAAACAUAAUUGUUGGAGAAAAACACCAGGCUGAAAUGAGGAAAUUGACAGAGAAAUACCAACGCUACAAGUCCAAUUUGCUGAUGAUUUCUUUCAACUCUUUGUCAGACUACCUCUGGUUGUUGCAGGCAACAGCCCAAAAAAUGCAAAUUUUAGGUCCUUUAGCUUUGUUGUAUCUAGCAGCUGCAGUUUCAGAUUUUUACAUACCUGCAUCCCAGAUGCCAUGCCACAAGAUACAGUCCUCAGGUGGUCCUCUCAGCCUUUCACUACAACUUGUCCCCAAAAUGUUAGCUCCAUUGGUUACUCUUUGGGCCCCAAAUGCCUUCAUCGUUUCUUUCAAACUUGAAACUAACGAGGCGCUUUUGGAAACCAAAGCAAAGGAAUCGCUGGAGAAAUAUCAUCAUCAUGUUGUGAUUGGCAAUCUGUUACACAGUCGGAAGGUUUACGUUCUCCUCGUAGACCGCAACAAUUCUGCUCCAGAGGAAAUACGACUCUCUGAUUCUGAAAUAGAAAGUGGUAUUGAAAUCGAAUCAAAAAUUGCUGAAAAUUUGAAAAUUAGGCACGACAACUACUACGCAAAUCAUAAAACAGGCUAGUGUGAAGAUAAAUUUGAUGUGGUUUGUAGCAAUAGUUUCUUUCUCAAUUGGUAUGCCCUGUUCAAUAACCGGAUAUUAUAAAGUGCAAAGAAA
Molecule: messenger RNA, 1207 nt
Organism: Daphnia pulex (common water flea)
Lineage: Eukaryota; Metazoa; Arthropoda; Branchiopoda; Diplostraca; Daphniidae
Gene: Ppcs
Product: phosphopantothenate--cysteine ligase-like
Exons: 6
Coding region: 176-1114 (312 amino acids)
Biological process (GO): coenzyme A biosynthetic process
Cellular component (GO): nucleus; cytoplasm
Molecular function (GO): phosphopantothenate--cysteine ligase activity
Source: RefSeq, a predicted model, not a curated record